Molecule: messenger RNA, 893 nt
Organism: Paramacrobiotus metropolitanus
Lineage: Eukaryota; Metazoa; Tardigrada; Eutardigrada; Parachela; Macrobiotidae
Product: ATP synthase subunit d, mitochondrial-like
Exons: 5
Coding region: 95-679 (194 amino acids)
Biological process (GO): proton motive force-driven ATP synthesis
Molecular function (GO): proton transmembrane transporter activity
Source: RefSeq, a predicted model, not a curated record
CCUCCAGUCAGUCCAGUGCCCGACGUAGGAGAGCAGAUUUUUCUGGUAUUCCACGCGAAUUGUGGACUGUUUGAAAUCGGAAGUUGUAGAAAAAAUGGCAGCCCGCCGUGUUACUAAAUCCUCCAUUGACUGGGCCGCCUUCAACGCCCGCAUCCCGCCGACGCAGCAGGCGCAGGCCAAAGCCUUCAAAGCGCGUCAUGAUGCCUAUCUGAGCAAAGUUAUGGCGCAUCCCGAAUCCCAACCCGCCAUCGAUUGGGGAUAUUAUGCAUCGCGGAUACCGAAUACGCAGUUAGUCGAGGAGAUGAAACGUUCGUAUGAGGCUUUAAAAGUGCCAUUUCCGGCCGAUACGCGAACAAAGGAGAUCGAUCAACAGGAACAGGAAACAAUUAAGGCUGUUCAAGAAUUUGUUAAGGAGUCUGAGGAGCGCGUGGCUGAUCAUAAACAGCAGUUGCGUCGUUGGGAGGAGAUUGUGCCGAUUCAUCUGAUGACGGAGGAGGAGUAUGUGCUGAGCUUCCCCGAGCACUCCUUUGGGCUGGAUCAGAAGCGCUACCAGACCAUGUGGCCGCACAACUACAAUCCCCGCUUCGGUAUCCCCUACGAGGUCGGCAGCGGCACCUGGAAUAUUGGUCCGAAGUCGCACUUGGAGAAGAAGUUCGACAUUAACGACAACCACCAUUAAGCAUUUGUCGGUUUGAUUUUAUUUGAACGGGUGUGUGUCAGCAUUUAAUGGAUGGAACAGGAUAUAAAUAGGAAUUAAAUUAAUGCGGUUCCCUGUCGGUGUGUUUGUGUUUUAUUUGUGUAGGUGUUUUUGGCAGUGUUGGGUCAAUGAGACGCUCUGUGAUGAGAUGGAGGUUGUCGCGAUUGACUGGAAAUAAAUACUGAGAAACUGAGAA